Molecule: messenger RNA, 825 nt
Organism: Zingiber officinale
Lineage: Eukaryota; Viridiplantae; Streptophyta; Magnoliopsida; Zingiberales; Zingiberaceae
Product: calcium-dependent protein kinase 5-like
Exons: 5
Coding region: 1-825 (274 amino acids)
Biological process (GO): mitotic spindle organization; regulation of cytokinesis; protein phosphorylation
Cellular component (GO): spindle midzone; chromosome passenger complex; spindle pole centrosome
Molecular function (GO): protein dimerization activity; ATP binding; RNA polymerase II transcription regulatory region sequence-specific DNA binding
Source: RefSeq, a predicted model, not a curated record
AUGAUCUCUAUCGUCCGAUUCCUUCUGGCAGCUUCACCACCUGGGGUUCAGGCGGCAGAGCAAGGAGGCAGCGACGGUGGUUCAUUCCAUUUCACAGCAUCUCCAUUUUCGGUCAACUUCCAGCGAGGGGGUUCUUCAGUGGAAGAUUCAUUCAUCACAUCAUUGUUGUCGAAGCGUGCAGCAACCGACAGUGAGCUGCUGUUCACCAGCUUUGGGGGUUCCGGAGCUGGGUCCUCGUGUGAUGGAGAAAGGUUGAGGAUGGGGAGGGGGAGGGUUGAGGUGAGGAGAAUAGAGAACAAGAUCAAUAGGAAGGUGACCUUCUCCAAGAGGAAGGCCGGGCUGCUGAAGAAGGCCUACGAGCUCUCUGUUCUCUGCGACGUCGAACUCUCCCUCAUCAUCUUCUCCAGCCGCGGCAAGCUCUUCGACUUCUCCAUCGCCUCCAGAUUCUUCCAGUCUCCUUUGAAGGCUUCAGAAGUGGAGAAACGAUGGACGCUGAAUGAUUUUGAUAUCGGGGAGUCCCUUGGAAGAGGAAAGUUCGGCCAUGUCUACCUGGCCAGGGAAAAGAAGAGUAACCAUAUCGUGGCAUUGAAAGUGCUUUUCAAGAGCCAGCUCAAACAAUCUCAAGUUGAGCAUCAACUGCGACGUGAAGUUGAGAUACAAAGCCACCUCCGGCAUCCAAACAUAUUACGCCUAUAUGGUUACUUCUAUGAUCAGACUCGAGUUUACUUGAUACUGGAAUAUGCAGCUAAAGGUGAACUCUACAAGGAACUACAGAAGUCCAAAUGCUUCAGUGAGAGGCGAACUGCUAUAGUGAGUUCUUUGUAA